Daucus carota subsp. sativus is the source of this 2504-nucleotide messenger RNA. RefSeq names its product L-type lectin-domain containing receptor kinase S.6. Gene Ontology annotation, biological process: protein phosphorylation; defense response to bacterium; defense response to oomycetes. Gene Ontology annotation, molecular function: ATP binding; protein kinase activity; carbohydrate binding. The record is from RefSeq and is a predicted model, not a curated record. The transcript has a single exon. Lineage: Eukaryota; Viridiplantae; Streptophyta; Magnoliopsida; Apiales; Apiaceae. Bases 212 to 2272 code for a protein of 686 amino acids. Gene Ontology annotation, cellular component: plasma membrane.
GAUGGCAUGUCUGAGAAACUGUUUACAGUAGUCUGCAGAAAUUAUGCCUUGGAAAAUUUUUGUGAUGCAAGUCAUUACUCUCCAGAACUACAAUUCCCAAUUUUCUUGGCACAGCAAACCCCCUCCUGUUUAUCAAAAUCUUGAUUUUCCGGUGCCGGAAAAAGCUUAAAGUUUAGCAACAUCAGAAACCUUUCAAGUUUCUACAACGACAAUGCAUUCAUGUCUCUUGUGUGCUUUUCUCAUCUUUCUCCUUUCCUUUUUGUUGUCAUCUCUUUCCAUCCCAUUUUACCCCUCAAACAGUUUAAGCCUUUUUGGAGAUGCCCAGUUUUCAAACAAUUCCAUUACUCUGACCCAAGAAACUAGUUGCUUGUCUUCUUCAAAUUCUUCAAAUGGGAUUGGAAGGGCUUUUUAUGAUUACCCAGUAAGGUUUCUUGAUAUUUCAAGUAAUGUUACUGCAUCUUUUUCCUGUAAAUUUUCAUUUACAAUCACCUCUUCUUCGCCUUCUUGUCCACUUGGUGAUGGCAUUGCAUUUUUCAUCACUUCGAAUUCUGGGUUUUUUAGUGUCUCUAAUGGCUACAUGGGUCUUCCUAAUGAGGUUUCUGAUCCUCAAGAUUCGUAUAUUGCUGUUGAAUUUGAUACAAAUUAUGACCCUUCUCUCGGAGAUAUUAAUGGGAAUCACAUUGGGAUUGAUGCCAAUACAAUUCUUUCACUUGAUUCUGUUGAUGUCACUUCACUAGGUUUUGAUCUUAAGAGUGGCAAAAAAAUGACUGCUUGGAUUGAGUAUAGAGAUUCCUCAAAGAAAAUUAAGGUUUGGCUUGGGGAAGACUAUGAGGCUAGGCCUCCCGCUCCUGUUCUUGAAUCUGAAAUUGAUCUUUCCAAGCACUUGAAGGAGUUUAUGCAUGUUGGUUUUUCGGCAUCUAAUGGGAGAGGUUCAGCUGUUCAUGUUGUUGAUCAAUGGAGAUUUAAGACUUCCGGGGUUGCCCCUUCGACGUUGCCAGUGGAAACGGUUCAAGAAGAGGAGUGUUUGGUUUGUUGGCCAGGAGACACUGGUGAAGAUGAUCAAGUCUCUGAUUUCCGUCGUAGAGAUAAAAGGGAAGUUCGACUUGCACUUGGGUUGGGAGGUUUAGCUCUAUUUGUUAUAUUUGUGCUUGGGAUUCUUUGUUUCUAUUAUGUUUUUGUGUUAAGGAGGAAAGGGAUGAUUCCUGGAGAGUGUAAUGAAGGUCAAAGUAGUAGAUUUCAGGGAAGUAAAGUACCUAGAAGAUUGUCACUGAGUGAAAUUAGAUCAGCCACUAGGGGUUUUAAUCAAAACAAAAUUAUUGGAGAAGGAGCAUCAGCAGUUGUUUAUGAAGGGGCUCUUCCUUCCUGUGGAACUGUGGCAGUUAAAAGGUUUAGUGAGGUUAAACAAAAGGGUAAUUUGCGUAAUCCGUUCAGUAAUGAGUUUGGCACAAUGGCAGGAUGUUUAAGGCAUAAGAAUUUAGUUCAGCUGCAAGGAUGGUGUUGUGAGAAGAAUGAGUUAGUUUUAGUUUAUGAAUACAUGCCAAAUGGAAGCCUUGACAGGAUCCUCCACUUGCGUACCCAUGCCACAAAACUUCUUACAUGGGAGCGAAGGCUGAAUAUAAUUCUUGGUGUCGCUUCUGCUCUUGUAUAUUUACAUGAGGACUGUGAGAGGCUGAUAAUCCAUAGAGAUGUGAAGACUUGUAACAUAAUGCUUGAUGCUGACUUGAAUGCCAAGCUUGGAGACUUUGGUUUAGCAGAAGUUUACGAGCAUAGUUGUCGAACAAGAGACGCCACUUUACCAGCUGGCACUAUGGGAUAUCUUGCUCCUGAGUAUGUUUACUCUGGUGUUCCAACAGUAAAAACAGAUGUUUACAGCUUCGGUGUGGUGGUUCUUGAGGUAGUGUCGGGGAGGAGACCCGUGGAUGAUAAUGGAGUUGUGUUAGCUGAUUGGGUGUGGGAUUUGUGGGAGAAGGGAACUGUAGGUGAGGCUGUGGAUCAUAAAUUGAUUGGGCGUUAUAAUAAGGUGGAGAUGGAGAGGGUGCUUGUGGUAGGACUUUCGUGUGUGCAUCCAAAUUCUAAGAAGAGGCCUACGGUGAAGGAAGCUGCACGGAUGAUGAAAGGCGAAAUGCCACUUCCCAAUUUACCAGCAAAGAAGCCAACAGUGAAAAUUCAAUCUGUUUUGCCAAAGCAAAGUGAAGAAUUACUGAGGUUUGGUCAUGAUGAGGUGAAUGACACACCAUGGGCAACUCCUAAAACUCAUUUUAGCAGGUUCUGAAUAGAGAAGAUGGCUGGCUUAUUCUGCAGAUUGUAAGACUUAGUGUGGUUGCAUUCACUUCUUUUGCUGGCAUUCAGUAAAUUUUCCAGUUUUCAGGUGGUCACUUGUAAUAACUAGAGAGACAGUAUUUCAUAAGUUUCAUGUACAUUCAGAUUCUAACAGCAGCAGUUUAUGAAAUCAUUCUGGUGAAAUAUUUAUGCAGAAAUCUGCAACUACUUGAUUAUUGUUUGUC